CUAUAUGUUUUGUAGUGGUAAUCGUCCCAGCCUUGUACAACUUUUGACGUGUUUGCCAGUUUGUUGUGAAAAUGGCAGGCAAAAACACAAGUUCUGUGGAUACAAGAGGAGAAUUAGCAGAAUUAGUAAAACGAAAACAGGAGAUUGCUGAGACACUAGCUAACUUGGAAAGGCAAAUUUACGCUUUUGAGGGCAGCUACCUUGAGGACACCCAACUAUACGGAAACAUCAUCAGAGGAUGGGAUCGAUACAUAGCCAGCAACAAAAAUACCAACAGCAAAGCUGAUAAAAGGAAUAGAAAAUUUAAAGAAGCUGAGCGCCUGUUUUCCAAAUCAUCAAUUACCUCUAUGGCUGCUGUCAGUGGUCUUGUUGAUCAAUCACAAGAGAAAUCUGACCGCAACAGUGAAACUGAAUCACAUAAUGGAAACAGUGGAAGUGAAGAUAAUGGUCUUCUUCGAAAGGAUGCAGGCAAAAACACAACAUUAGGAUCUGCUCACACCAAUGGUAUAGGUAGAAGUUCAACUCCAGGUUUGAAUGGGUCGUCAUCAAUGCUUGACCGCCCUGUCUCACCUCUCAGCAAGGAUCUUAAAGGAGCUCGAUCAUCUGGAGUUAAAAAGAACGCAAACAAGAAAGCAAGAUAUAGAUAAGUGUCAUAAUAUUUUUCAUCUCUGUUAUGUUUGUGGACCAUGGUGGAAGACAUAGUCUUUUUCUACUAGAGCAUCUGCUAUUCGUGAAAUGCCUCUUUUAUUGCUUUAAUUAGUAGCAAUAAUGAGAAUUAUUCAAGAUCACAACAAAUUAUUUAGUAGGUGUACUGAAAAUGUAAAAGAUAAUAUUCUGAACUGCCAUUACGGUUUGUUCGUGGCAUUUUGAAUGAAUAUCAAGGUCAAGUUAUAAUUUUGAACAGUAAAAAAUUAUUUAUUCACAUACAAACAGGUACCAACUAGUAGGCAUUGAUUCAAUUUUCCUGUGAGUUCCCUUCCAAAUAUAUGUUUAAUCAAUUGCCCCUCAACUGCUUUAUGUGUGUUCUUUAAAUCUGUUUUCUUAUGGUAAGGUUGUGUCCAGUCUGAAAUGUUAAAAAUAACCUUAUGACCCCUUUAAAUGUUGUAAAUAUUUCAUAGCAUACUUCUUCUCUACUUACCAUGUAUUAUAUAAAUUCUUCUUCACUGUUUGUGGUACCUUUUUUUUUGUAGAGAACUCUGAUUCCAAUUCAGAAGCUGUUAAUUAAUUUUGAAAACAGUUUUCUUGUGUUUUUGCUCAGCUAUAUGUACUUUAAAAGGCAAAGAAUUUUUGUUUUUGUGUGUGUGUGUUUUUGUACAUUGUGUAUAUAGUUAUAUCAGUAAGUUUAUGUGUAGUCUUAUUUGUGACACGUGAAGCAGCAUUUGAACUUUCUUUACAUUUAUUAUGAAUUCAAGUACAAAACCUGUCAAGCUCUGAUUUUCUUGUCAUCAUUAUUAUGUACUCAUGUAAAAUUCUAAAUAAUAUUAAAAGAAAUAAUUGUA
Messenger RNA from Frankliniella occidentalis (western flower thrips), 1499 nucleotides. It is a transcript of the gene Eaf6, whose product is annotated as chromatin modification-related protein MEAF6. The coding region runs from base 72 to 647 and encodes 191 amino acids. NCBI's taxonomy places the organism in Eukaryota, Metazoa, Arthropoda, Insecta, Thysanoptera, Thripidae. The record is from RefSeq and is a predicted model, not a curated record. The transcript is spliced from 4 exons. Gene Ontology annotation, cellular component: NuA4 histone acetyltransferase complex.